CAGUCAUUGUCUUCUAGCCUUACAAACACCAAUUUUACCAGUUCUGGGGGGUGUUCCCAUUCUUAAUUUCAUCAUGAGUGCUACCAAGGCCCAGUCGCAGAAAAUCUUCGAGAAACUCAAGACGAGACCCGCGAAUAAGAUAUGCUUUGACUGCGGCUCGAAAAACCCAACCUGGUCUUCCGUUCCUUUCGGAAUUUACCUCUGUCUCGAUUGUUCUUCCAACCACCGUAACCUCGGUGUGCAUAUUUCAUUCGUUCGUUCUACAAACCUAGAUCAAUGGCAGUGGGACCAACUACGUGUUAUGAAAGUAGGCGGCAAUGAGUCUGCGACAAAGUAUUUCCAGUCACACGGCGGAACUGCGGCUCUCGCGAGCAAGGAUCCGAAGGUCAAGUAUACGUCCAAUGCGGCCGUGAAAUAUAAGGAAGAAUUGAAACGAAGAGCGGCGUUGGAUGCACAAGAAUACCCCGAUGAGGUCGUCAUCACGGACGUUGUUGCCACAGGAACCCCGGAUGGAAGUUCCACACCUGCCGGCGAGCCAGAUGAUGAUUUCUUCUCCUCAUGGGACAAGCCAGCCAUCAAGCGGCCUAGCAAUCCUCCUUCACGCACAACCACACCCGCGGGAACCCGUACAGCCUCCCCGUUCCUUAACCCCGGCGCAAACGGUAACGGCGCCAACCGACCCAAGUCUCCGCUCUCGGCUUCAGAUAAGAGCGGUGCACCCCCCCCUCCUGUUGCUGUCCGAAUGGGCUCCGCCGUCCGAAAGGGUCCCUCCGCUGGCGCAAAGAAAGGCAGCGUGCUUGGUGCUAAGAAAGGACCUAAACUUGGCGCGAAGAAGGUAACAGGCACGGAAUCCAUCGAUUUCGAAGAAGCCGAGAGAAAGGCAAAGGAGGAGGCCGAGCGCAUUGAGAAAUUAGGCUAUGACCCUGAAGCCGAGCAAGAAGCGAAAACCAAGAUUGUCUCUCCCACACCCGUGAGCCCCAGUCGAUCGAGUUUCAACGCUUCAAGGGGGCAUGAAAGGAGCCCGAGUGAAAUCGAAAGACUUGGUAUGGGUGUGAGUCGACUGGGAUUUGGCCAGGUUGGAAAACCUAAGGCUCCAGCGCCUAAGAAACUUGGAUUUGGUGCUGUCGGCCAUGCCAAACCUACCGUGGAUGAUGAGGAAUUAGAACAGACGCGAGCUAAAUUCGGCAGCCAGAAGGGCAUUUCGUCCGAUGAAUUUUUCGGCAGGAAUCAAUUUGACCCCGCUGCCCAAGCCGAGGCCAAGGCUCGUCUAGCAGGCUUUGAGGGUGCCACGGCUAUAUCUAGCAACGCAUACUUCGGCCGGCCUGAAGAUGAGAAUACCGAUGACUAUGGAAAUUAUGGUGAUCUGGAGAGUGCCGCAAAAGAUUUUGUCCGCAGAUUUGGUAUCACAGCUGGUGAUGACCUGGAGAAUUUGACCAAUGUCCUCGGCGAGGGAGCUUCAAGAUUGCAAGAUGCCGUUCGGAACUAUUUGAACAGUUGAGCGACUUCCAAGCGCUGCUCUGUUUUCUUCUUUCCGUUUCAAUGUCUAACUCUCGUGUCUGGCUAGGAUAAACUUACUCCAAGUCAGCAUCGCCAUUAUAGAUACCAGCAGUGGGCCACCUGCUUCUGAUGCAUUUAUCCCAUUUACGACGUCCCUACUUUUGGCUUAGCGCUACGCGUCCGAGGCGUUACGGUAUUAUCUGAGCAUAACGGAAAUCCCCGUGAUGCGGAAGCAUCCUCAGAUCUUGCUUUUUCUCCCUGUCACCUUUACGCUUCGCUCAAAAGAGAAUGCCGGUUUUUACCAUCCUUCUGAUUUCUCCCCGUCUAUGUUUCUAUUCUUUUGAGCCCCUUUUGUUCUUGACUUUCGAUUGUAA
Molecule: messenger RNA, 1871 nt
Organism: Coccidioides posadasii C735 delta SOWgp
Lineage: Eukaryota; Fungi; Ascomycota; Eurotiomycetes; Onygenales; Onygenaceae
Product: ADP-ribosylation factor GTPase activating protein, ER-Golgi transport, variant 2
Biological process (GO): COPI coating of Golgi vesicle
Molecular function (GO): protein binding; GTPase activator activity
Source: RefSeq, a predicted model, not a curated record